AUGGCCACCUUCCUCCGAAGGCCAGGCAACCUUGCUCGCUUCUCGAGGAGAGCCACGGAACACAUCAGUCGUACCAUUCCGGUAUCUACGAGAGUGCCCUCAUCGUCGCUUUCGCCCUUUAUUAAAUCAACUCACAUCCGAACCUUUACAACCACGGGCUCCAAUCUCCAGGCAAUCCCGCCAAAUGACCCCAAGCCCGAGAAGAAAGACGGUCAAGAGAAGUCGGUCUUGAAUGAACAGGACCAGAAGAAUCUGGACGCCUUUGUGAAGAGUGUGGAGAACCGUAUCCCCGAAUCACAACAUGAGGCUCUUCGUCAGAUGCGGAAGCAAUUGAUGCGGGAUGGAUUACCACCCGACGUUAAGAACUUCAUCGAGAAGCGGGAUGCGUCAUUGAUGGACUACCUCCGGAUGAUGCGGUUCCUACUGAAAUAUACAAACGAACAAGCCAGCAAGGAUGCCGCAGAGGAUGCGGCAAAGUUCUUCGAUAAGACACAGGACGGAAAGGAAUCUCAAGCGCAACGGGACGACCAAGGGAAGGAGAACGACCCCAAGGAAGAAUCCGACCCGCAAAAGAAAAAGGAAAAGGAGGAACAACAGAAGAAGAAGAAGAAGGACGCUAAUCUUCCUCCCGGUGCUAAGGUCUUCGAGUUCCGAUUUGAUCCCGCCUCUUUCUUGGUUACCUCGCUCGUUACAUACUACAUCUACCGGAGCUUCUUUCCUGGCGAAAGCAGUGGCAGAGAGAUCACUUGGCAAGAGUUCCGCGCAAACUACCUGGACAAGGGCGUUGUUGAGAAGUUGACAGUGCUUAACCACAGCCGAGUUCGUGUUGAGGUUAACCGCGAUGCUGUCGCUUCCGUGCAAGCCGAUGCCAGUGGUUCUCAGCCUUCUCACGUGUUCUUCAGUAUCGGAUCUGUCGAUAGCUUCGAGAUGAAACUGGAGCAGGCUCAGAACCAAUUGGGAAUUCCGCCACAUGAACGCAUUCCGGUCGCCUACGUUGAUGAAGUUCCUUGGGGCAGUGCCCUUUUGUCCUUCGCUCCUACUUUGCUCUUGUUCGCUGGUAUCUACUGGUUCUCUCGCCGUGCGGGAGGUGGUGCCGGUGGCCAGAGUGGAAUAUUUGGAAUCGGCAAGAGUCGCGCUAAGAAGUUUAACCACGAAUCCGAUAUUAAGAUCAAGUUCUCCGACGUCGCCGGUAUGGACGAGGCCAAGGUUGAGAUUAUGGAAUUCGUCAGCUUCCUCCAACAGCCUGAGCGGUUCCAGAGACUCGGUGCUAAGAUUCCUCGCGGUGCCAUUCUCUCUGGUCCCCCUGGUACUGGUAAGACCUUGCUUGCUAAGGCUACCGCUGGUGAAUCCGGCGUUCCUUUCUACAGUGUCAGUGGUUCCGAGUUCGUCGAAAUGUUUGUCGGUGUUGGUCCGUCCCGUGUCCGUGACCUGUUCGCCAACGCCCGGAAGAAUACCCCUUGCAUUAUUUUCAUUGAUGAAAUCGAUGCAAUUGGUAAGUCUCGUGCGAAGCAGAACUUUGGUGGCGGUAACGAUGAGCGUGAGAGCACUCUUAACCAGAUUCUUACUGAGAUGGACGGCUUCAACACUUCCGAACAGGUUGUUGUUCUGGCCGGUACCAACCGACCUGAUGUUCUUGACAAGGCUCUGAUGCGUCCUGGCCGUUUCGAUCGACACAUUGCUAUCGACCGCCCUACUAUGGACGGACGUAAGCAGAUCUUCCGUGUUCACCUUAAGAAGAUUGUCACCGAUGAGAACUUGGACUACUUGGAAGGCCGACUUGCUGCCCUGACCCCUGGUUUCGCUGGUGCUGAUAUUGCUAACUGUGUCAACGAGGCUGCCCUUGUUGCUGCCCGUGAAAAUGCCGACAAGGUUGUUAUGAAGCACUUCGAGCAGGCUAUCGAGCGUGUCAUUGGUGGUCUCGAGAAGAAGUCUCUUGUGCUGUCACCCGAGGAGAAGCGCACCGUUGCCUACCACGAGGCUGGCCACGCCGUCUGUGGAUGGUACUUCAAGUGGGCCGACCCUCUGCUCAAGGUAUCGAUUAUUCCCCGUGGACAGGGUGCUUUGGGUUAUGCCCAGUACCUUCCCGCCGGCGGAGACACUUACUUGAUGAACACCAACCAGCUUAUGGACCGUAUGGCCAUGACUCUGGGUGGUCGUGUCAGUGAGGAGCUCCACUUUGAGACCGUUACCAGCGGUGCCAGUGAUGACUUCAACAAGGUAACCUCCAUGGCGACUGCCAUGGUCACCAAGUUCGGUAUGUCGAAGAAGCUUGGUUACAUCUACUACGAAGAGGACCCUCAGCAGCAGAUCCACAAGCCUUUCUCUGAGGAUACUGCCCGCAGCAUCGAUAUUGAAGUGCGUCGCAUCAUCGAUGAGGCUUACAAGCAGUGUCAUGACCUCCUCACUGAGAAGAAGGUUGAAGUUGGUAUUGUCGCCGAAGAGCUGCUGUCUAAGGAGGUUCUGGGUCGUGAUGAUAUGAUCCGUCUUCUUGGUCCCCGUCCCUACCCUGAGUCUGGUGAGUUCGCCAAGUACUUCGACGGUAAGGGUGGACAGACCUUUGCUCCUCCAGAGCCUCCUCAGGACCCCGAAGAAACCUUGGGCAAGGAUGGCCGGGACCAGACUCCUAUUCCUUGA
Messenger RNA from Penicillium malachiteum, 2634 nucleotides. Its product is annotated as ATP-dependent metallopeptidase FtsH/Yme1/Tma family protein. The record is from RefSeq and is a predicted model, not a curated record. Gene Ontology annotation, cellular component: membrane; m-AAA complex. The transcript has 2 exons. Lineage: Eukaryota; Fungi; Ascomycota; Eurotiomycetes; Eurotiales; Aspergillaceae. The coding region runs from base 1 to 2634 and encodes 877 amino acids. Gene Ontology annotation, biological process: protein-containing complex assembly; mitochondrial protein processing. Gene Ontology annotation, molecular function: ATP binding; ATP hydrolysis activity; zinc ion binding.